Molecule: messenger RNA, 819 nt
Organism: Rosa chinensis
Lineage: Eukaryota; Viridiplantae; Streptophyta; Magnoliopsida; Rosales; Rosaceae
Product: disease resistance protein RPV1-like
Exons: 4
Coding region: 1-819 (272 amino acids)
Biological process (GO): signal transduction; defense response
Molecular function (GO): ADP binding
Source: RefSeq, a predicted model, not a curated record
AUGGCUUCAUCCUUCUCCUUCACAGAAAGGUACGACGUGUUCUUGAGCUUCAGAGGUGCAGACACACACAACUACUUCACGAGCCACUUCAACAGUAAAUUAGUGGCGUCUGGAAUCCAUACCUUCUUCGACAACAAACUAAGGAGAGGGGAAGAUAUAUCACUGUCAUUGAUCAGGGCAAUCGAAGGGUCUAGGAUCUCUCUCAUAGGCUUCUCAGCGAACUAUGCAAGUUCAACAUGGUGUCUUGAUGAGCUGGUGAAGAUCAUGGAGUGUAGAAAAACAUUGGAGCAAGCUGUUUUUCCAAUAUUCUAUCAUGUUGAUCCUUCAGAUGUCAGGCAUCAGACGGGAAUGAGGGAAAGUUUCUCCAUGACAUUUUUUGACCUGAUUAGUAGACAGCUGAGACCCACACAUACUUACAUGUGGCCAACGACCCAGUUGGAAAUAGAUUUUGGCGUUGAAGAGAUUAGUAAAUCAUUAUGUGUUGGAGUAGAUGAUGAUGUUCACAUGGUUGGAAUUUGGGGUAUGGGUGGAAUGGGCAAAACAUCUGUUGCCAAAGCCAUCUACAACAAAUUUUAUCGUAGUUUUGAAGGAAUUGAUUUUCUUCCUCAAGGAAACCUGGUUUCUAUGGACCUGCAGUACAGCAAUCCCGUACAAGUUUGGGAGCGUCCCAGGGUGCUCGAGAAGUUGAAGAUUCUUGAUCUCAGUCAUUCACAUUACCCGACACAAUCACCAGACUUUUUAAAACUCCCAAAUCUUGAGUAUUUGAUCAUGAAAGGCUGCAAGAGUUUGUCAGAGAUGCACCAGUAUUGCCGAUGGUAA